This is a messenger RNA of Bactrocera latifrons, 3264 nucleotides long. It is a transcript of the gene puc, whose product is annotated as dual specificity protein phosphatase 15. Gene Ontology annotation, biological process: protein dephosphorylation; negative regulation of MAPK cascade. The transcript is spliced from 4 exons. Bases 1680 to 3089 code for a protein of 469 amino acids. Gene Ontology annotation, cellular component: cytosol; cytoplasm. Gene Ontology annotation, molecular function: MAP kinase tyrosine/serine/threonine phosphatase activity; protein tyrosine/threonine phosphatase activity. The record is from RefSeq and is a predicted model, not a curated record. Lineage: Eukaryota; Metazoa; Arthropoda; Insecta; Diptera; Tephritidae.
UUGCUUUCAUACGAAUUCGAAGAACGCAAACGAGCGGACGUGUGUGUCGGAAAGAAAUAUAUAUAAACGACGGAAGUAAAUUUGUGCUUCGACAGAGAAACGGGGAAAAAUUAAGAGAGCAAAUAUAAGCUAACUAUAAUAAAUAGAAGCAAACGCAAAUAAAAAUUACCAAUUUACAUAAAAGUGCAAGUGUGUCGACUUAAAUUCAAGAAUAGCGAAAAAAAAAUAUACUUAGCUAAAUAAAAUAAAACCAAAAUCUAAUAAGCAAAAGAAACAAAUUGGUAAAACGAGUGCGAGAGAAAAAUGUGACAAAAAGUAAGCGCGACUACAACGAAUUUAAGCGAAUUAACAUAACAUGUAAAUGCGGAGCAAAAGGAACGAACAAGUGCCUUUUACACAACAACACCAACAACUACCAACACCAAACCCCGACUGCUACUAACCAACAACCACGCAUUUCGUGUAAAGUAAAUAAAUAAUUUUAAACAAAUUAAUUAGAGAACAUACGCUAUAAGUAAACUAAGUGUUUGAGCAACCAAGUGGGGAUGAACUCAUUGUUUAACUUCAAGCUCCGGAGUUAGACGCGCUACUGUUGCACUCAAGUCGUCAGAUAGUGGAUUACUAGACAGCAAAAAAAAUACACAUAUAUAAAAAUAAUAUAUUUACACAUGUAUGUGAGUAUAUGUACAUAAGUGUAUAACUAACUAGACGUCAGCAAGCCAAGUUAUUAGCUUGGAAUUUCGGCCAAGAAAGACACAGCAAGUGUAAUUGCGGAGAGUUAAAUGAGAGAGAUAGAGAAAAAGUAAAACCAAGUUUGAAGCUGACAAAAUUUGAGCUUAGAAGAAGCGAAGUGCAAGUUAAAAAAAAUAAAUUGAAACUAAAGAAUAUUUGAAAAACGCGUCAGAAUUGAAGAAAGCGAAUUUUCGAAAAUAACACAGUGUAUGCUUAGAGCCUAAAGACAUAGCAAGUGCUUUACAAUUUGGCUAACCCCACAACCCCUCACCACCUUUACCGCGCGCCAGUUACGAACAAGCGUGAAUUUUCAGCAAAAUUUUUCUUUGCCAAAACUUUUGAACCUUAAACAGUUUUCAUAUUCGUCGCCCAAAGUGCGCUUAUAUCAAACACACAAACAAACAAGCAUACAUACGUGUAUGAAUUAUCUAAUAGCCCAGCGGCGGUAAAAGCAGUAACAACAGCAACAACUGCAUAGUUACAGCAAAACAAUAAUAAUAGCAACAACGGCAGCAGCGUAUAAAUAAUUUUUAAAACUUAUACGGAAAAACAGCAACAACAACAAACACAGCGAGCAAAUCAACAGCAGCAAGCAGAUAACACAGGCGAAGCAAAAAAGAAAACACUAUUAAUUUACGUGCACUAAACACUAUUAUAUACAUACAUACAAACAAUCAAAGGUACGUGUGUAUGUAGAGACAACGCGGCGUACAGCAGAGAGAGGCAUAGCGCUCACAACGUGUCUACACAGCCACAUACAUUUGAUUUUGUGAUUCACUACGCUGUCGCUGCCUGCGUCGCAGCAGCCAAUAAUAAUAAUAACAGCAACAACAACAUCAAACACCCCACACACACACAAACAACAAUCAGAAGCGACUAACGUGUGUCGUGCGGCUGUCGAGUGUGUGUGCGAGCGUGACAGCAAGAGCGUGAGUCAUAAAAGUGAAAUGAAAAUGCGGGUAAAGAGAGAAUCACCGCUGCUCGUGCUGAGAUUUAGGACAAUCAACAGCAGAAAUGAUUGUAAACGAUCGACAAUUUGCGAUACACACGGCACAGCUUCGGCACCUGAGGCAAUGCCAUCAGAAGACUGCAACGAGGAUUGGUCCUCAACGGCGCCGCAAACUGGCAAUCGUUCGCCACUGAUGAGAAGCUGCUCCACACCAGCUGUUUAUGAUAUUGAAACUCAUCCCGCGUCACCAGUUUUCCCCCAUUUACUAUUGGGCAACGGCAAAGAUGCCAGCGAUCCGAGUAGUGUGGGCGCCAAUUGUGUUUUGAAUGUUACCUGCCAAGCACCCAGUUCAGGUCCAGCGCCGGGACUUAAAUAUAAACAGAUACCUGCCAGUGAUACGCCACAUCAAAAUAUCAAACAAUAUUUUCAGGAAGCCUACGAUUUUAUUGAGGAAGCACGCAAGACCGGCUCCCGCGUACUGCUGCAUUGUCAUGCGGGCAUAUCGCGCAGCGCCACCAUUGCCAUUGCCUACGUUAUGCGCUACAAAUCACUAUCACUAUUCGAGGCCUACAAGCUGGUGAAGGGGGCGCGACCCAUUAUCUCACCCAACCUCAACUUCAUGGGUCAACUGCUCGAAUUAGAACAAAAUUUGCGCAUGAGCGGCGUGCUAAAGCCCGUAUCGCCAGCCGCCACCACACCCACAACACCAACGUCUAGUCAAGUCGAAUUUACCAGCAGCAGCAGCAACAACGACAACAACAACACAAACGCCAAUGCUGAGGAUGUGGACGAAACAGAUGCCGCGCUAUUGCGCAAACGGCCCGGCGAUGCUAAGCGUAAAUUGUGCGCCAACGAUGAAGAUGCCGCCGAUGAUUUAUUCGAGGAUGCGCGCAGCACGCUCAGCAGUCACAGCAGCAGCGCUAGCAGCAGUAGUAAUUGCACAAAUAGUCAAGCAAUGCGACUGACGUGGCCACCGCCAACCGGUGCACCUGCAGUACUGCUCUCACCCUGCACCUCGACCGAAGCAUCUUGCUCAUCAUCAGUCUCAUCCUCCUCAUUGUCCGCCUCCUCGUAUGCUUCAUCGUCCGCCUCGACGCCGACUUCGCCGUCAGGUGCGCUGGCCAACACACAAUCGCCCUUCCUCAGCUACACACCGAACAACAUGCCGAAACGCCAUUCACCCGCCAAACUGCGUCUCAACUUACGUUCCACCUUUGCACCCAUACGACAGUCACAGUCAUGCAUGUCGAUACGCGAAGUGGCCGACGAAUCGUUGCCUGCAGCCACAGCAAACACCACGGGCCUGACGAUAGCGGCGUCAGCCAGCAGCAAUCACAGCAUACCGUCGUCGCCGAUGGCAAUGGAUCAGGAGAACAAUGUGGUGAUGGCCAUGUCGACCAGCGAUUGAGUACGCUAACUCUAAUAUACAUACAUGUAUACGCGUACACAUACGCAUACACAUAUACAUAUACAACAAUAAGGAUUCACUAGUUAUACUAUGUAUAUGUGUAGUGCAUAUUAAGCCUAAAGUUUAAGAACUUAACUAAAUUCAAAACAAAAAAAAUUGCAAAGCGACGUAAAAG